UCUUAUACGAAAUUUGGUGAUACUGCUCAAGGUCGACACCUUGCUCAUCGCGCCUUUUUGAAGGUACGUGGAACGGUUAGAAAUACCUAGACGCAAUGGGCAAUUCUGAUGUGGAUAUCGCAAAUGUUGAGCUGUACAGUUCGCGUCCUUUACUUUUUCACGGGUACAUACUACCGUUUGUACUUCUGUAUGCCAUUUGGGUUGGAUACUGGACAAGUGUGCUAGGAUUUUAUGAGUAUAUGGAAUUGGGCUUUAUUGUUGUCGCCGCUAUCGGAUUCGUGCAAAUAAUUGUUUGCCUUUGCUGUCACUGGUUUGUUGGAUUUGAGUGCUUGAUGACAUGUCGGAAGCAAACAAGUGUUGCAGCAUCUGAGUAUGUGAAAGUCGUGCCCACUCCCAAUACGGGCUAUCCAAUGUUGGUGAAAAUCGAAAAACAAAAGGGUAAACUUGCAGGAGAAACUAUAUAUUCAUUCCAUUUUCAACGGCUAAAAUAUACAUUCAAAACUGAUGAGAAAAGUAGUUUUCACCCUGUUGAAUUUCCGGUUGAUUGGGACAUGCGAAGUUAUCUUAAUUGGAGAGGUUAUGAAACGGCGGAACAACAGCUGAGCGCCCAACAGAAAUAUGGGAUAAAUGAAUUGCAUUUAGAUGUACCGUCCUUCGCGGAGUUAUUCAAGGAGCGUGCAACUGCUCCAUUUUUUGUUUUUCAAGUGUUCUCUGUUGGUCUGUGGUGCCUCGACAAUUACUGGAUUUAUCCGGUACUGGUUUUGGGUUUGCUGUGUCUUUUCGAAGCUAGUUUAGUGCAACAGCAGCUGAAAAACAUGUCGGAGAUACGCUCAAUGUCUGAAAAACCAUACAACAUCCAUGUUUAUCGUCAAAAGAAGUGGACUCGUGUACGAACUGAUCAAUUGGUUGCUGGAGAUAUUAUAUCUAUUUCUGAGAGUGAUCAGAAGUAUUGCAUUCCCGCUGAUGUACUUCUCUUAAGAGGUACAUGCAUUGUAGAUGAAUCUAUGCUUACUGGGGAAUCAGUACCUGUCAGCAAAGAUCCUUGUGAGACUCUUAAAGCAGAUGAGCAUUUCACAUUUGACGAAGGUCAUAAGAAUCAGAUAUUAUUUGGUGGAACUAAGGUGGUACAGUUCACUCCUCCGUCGAAGUCCACAAAUCAUCUAAAAGCCCCUGACAAUGGUUGUAUUUGUUUUGUACUUCGUACGGGUUUGAGUACUUCACAGGGUCGUUUACUAAAAACAAUUAUGUACAGUGUGAAAGCGGUUACAGCGAAUAAUAUGGAGAGUUUCUUAUUCAUUGGAUUUCUACUCAUUUUCGCUUUGAUUGCCUCAGUCUACGUUUGGGUAGAAGGUACAGCUGAUCCUCGUCGUAACCGAUAUAAACUGUUCCUAGAAUGUACACUUAUUUUAACAUCUGUCAUUCCUCAAGAACUCCCAAUGGAAUUAUCUUUAGCUGUGAAUUCCUCUUUAAUUGCACUGUGCAAACUUAUGGUCUAUUGUACUGAACCGUUUCGAAUUCCAUUUGCGGGUAAAAUUGAUAUUUGUGCAUUCGAUAAAACUGGUACUUUGACUGAAGAUACGGUUGUCGUUGAAGGUGUAACAGGUUUGAAUGAUCAACCGUCGAAUAGAUUGUUACCAGUAAAAGAUUGUCCACUAUCUACUAUUCAAGUAUUGGCUAGUUGUCAUUCACUAAUCAAUACUACUGGUUCUGGAUUAAUUGGUGAUCCAAUGGAGAAAGCAAUGUUAGCUUCAACUGGUUGGUCGUUAAAUGAUCAAAAUGAAGUGCAUGGACGUACAAUACCACGUACUUCUCCAUUGAAAAUAUGCCAGAGAUUUCGUUUCGAUAGUGCAUUGCGCCGAAUGUCAGUUGUUGUCAGCCAUUAUCUACCAGCUUCUGUGGAACAAAAUUAUCUAGCUUGUGUCAAGGGGUCACCGGAGACAAUUCUUCCAAUGCUUGUUGACGCUCCACCAGAUUAUGAAGAAGCUUAUCUCACUGCAGCUAGACGUGGUGCUCGUGUUUUGGCGUUAGGACAAAAGAUAUUAGGACAGUUGAGUCAUGAACAGGUGAGAGAUUUAACCCGUGAAGCAGUUGAAUCAAAUAUGAAUUUUUGUGGUUUUGUCAUUAUCUCUUGUCCAUUGAAACCGGAUUCAAGAAGUGUUGUACAACAAUUGCUCAACUCUAGUCAUCAUGUUACUAUGAUUACUGGUGAUAACCCGUUAACUGCUUGUCAUGUAAGCAGUUUAGUUGGUAUGACACGAUCUGAUACUCCUGUGCUUGUUUUAACACCACCGAAUCCAUUACAUGAAAAAUGGCAUUGGCAGUCAGUUGAUGAGUCUAUUGUGUUACCUGUUUUCGAUGAAACAAAACAUACAAACUCUAAACUAAAACAACUUGCCAGUAAGCAUGAAUUGUGUUUAACCGGUGAAGGCAUUGAUUUCCUGUCUAAGUCGAAUCCAACUUUUCUACAGAAUUUAAUACCCAAAGUUAAAAUCUAUGCUCGUGUUGCACCGAAACAAAAAGAAUCCAUUCUGGUUGAACUUAAGCGUAUGGGAUAUGUAACAUUAAUGUGUGGUGAUGGAACAAAUGAUGUUGGCGCUUUAAAGCAAGCACAUGUUGGUGUUGCACUGCUCAAUGAAGCUAGCGUAGUUCGUAGUUUUUUGGAUUUACUCGACACGAAAAAGCCAAACCAUAACGGUACAAUUAAUCGUUCCAUCAAUCGUGGAAAUCGUUCAGAUAAAAACACUGCAAAUUCAAUUGGAAACAAUAAAGCUACAGCAUCUUCACGUUUAGCUUCAAGUUUGGCUGCUGUUGAAGAACAAGAUGCAUCAGUAGUCCGUUUAGGUGAUGCUAGUAUAGCGGCUCCUUUCACUGCCAAAAUGUCUUCCCCAUCAGGAGUAUGUGAAAUUGUUAUGCAAGGACGUUGUACUCUGGUGACAACAUUACAAAUGUAUAAGAUAUUGGCAAUUAAUGCAUUGAUAACAGCCUAUAGUUCAUCAGUUUUAUUCUUAAAAGGAUUUAAAAUAUCCGAUUCUCAAGCAACUAUUCGAGCUCUUCUACUAUCAGCGUGUUUCUUGUUCAUUUCACGGUCGAAGCCGUUGAAAACUCUUUCACGUGAACGUCCUAUGCCGAAUAUAUUCAACUUGUACACAUUAUUAACAGUAUUUCUACAGUUUCUUGUCCACUUCUAUGUAUUGUAUGCUUUAACCAUGGAGGCAGAAUUACGAAUGCCUAAAACGGAUGAUGGAUUUGUGGAUUUAAAUGCUGAAUUCGAACCUUCAAUUCUAAAUACCUUGGUGUAUUUGAUUGCAACUGGAAUGCAAACUGCAACAUUGGCUGUGAACUAUGCCGGACAUCCAUUCAUGGAAUCGUUAACUGAGAAUAAACCAAUGUUAAUCUCUUUGAUUAUUGCUGUUGUCGGACUACUGGUUCUACCCUUUCCUCCAUUCGCUGGCUCACUACAAUUAGUCAGUUUGGAUUCUGAUCUUCGUAUUGUAUUUUUCAAAGCAUUGAUAUUUGAUUUUGUUGGAUCUUGGCUAGUUGAUCGUGUAUUACUCUUUGUAUUUGGUCGAGUUAGUCAAAAGUCUCUGUAAAAAAAUAAAACACCAAUUACUUCGUGUGUACUAUUGAUUAUCACCGCAUCACAUACAUGCAGAUAGAGACAUAGAUGCCUAUCUACAGUUUUUUCUGCUGUAUAGUGUUGAUGACAGUUCACAUUCUGUUUCUGUCUUCAUUUCUUUUUCUCCUGUGUGUACACAUGCUUGUUUUGUUUUCAGGGGUAUAUACAUCUCUACUAAUAAAGUGUUGUACUUUAUCUAUCUGUUUGUUUGUCUGUAUUUAUUUACUGUAAUUUGUUUGUCUGUCUGUCUGUCUUUCAAUGAACAGUACUCAACGUCAUCAUCAUUGUCAUCGUCAUUGUCAGUUCUACUGAUGGUUAUUCCGCAAACAGCACAUGUUAAUUCACACUCUGGCUUUAUGACAUAAUUUUGUUGUAUAGAGGUGUGUGAGUGAGUGUGUAAUGCAUGUGUUAGAAACGUGUAAACUUGUUAUUGUUGUUGUUAUUGUUGAAAAAACGUGUUUUCCGUUCUUCUAUUACUUGUCUAUUUUUUUUUGUAAACGUCUCUCUUUAAUGCAAAGAAAACUCAAGCCAAUUUGUUUCUCUUUCUAAUACUCUGUUAUAUGUCUUUACAUGUACUUCUUUCCUGUGUGUGUGUUCAUAUUAGUAGUGGUAGUGCUUGAAAGAGUUUGCUUUUCUUCUAAAACUAAUAAUGCCUUAUGGUCUUUCAUCCUUGUGUUAUUGUCAUUCUUAUGGAAUACUGACAUUAUUAAUACUAACUACUAUUACUACUACUACUAAUAAAUCUUGGUAAUGAAUUGUUACAUUGUAUAUAGAAUUUUAAUCGAUAUCUUAUACAAUUGAUUUUAUUGUUUUUAGUUUCCUGAUUUUUCUGGUACACCCUUUCUGUCUUCAUUCCCUUGUUUGUUUUUUUACGUUCCAAACAUGGAACAUGGUGCUACAAACCCCGUUUUGAAGUUUCAUUAGAGCGGAGGUAGGUGUUUUAUUUUACAGGGCACGGGGUUGCUUGCCUCACGCGAAAACACUGGCUAAGUGAGGUUUAAAGAUUGUGUGU
This is a messenger RNA of Trichobilharzia szidati, 4628 nucleotides long. Lineage: Eukaryota; Metazoa; Platyhelminthes; Trematoda; Strigeidida; Schistosomatidae. The record is from the annotation of a GenBank genome assembly.